Lotus japonicus is the source of this 694-nucleotide messenger RNA. RefSeq names its product MLP-like protein 34. The record is from RefSeq and is a predicted model, not a curated record. Gene Ontology annotation, biological process: defense response. Bases 92 to 562 code for a protein of 156 amino acids. The transcript has 2 exons. NCBI's taxonomy places the organism in Eukaryota, Viridiplantae, Streptophyta, Magnoliopsida, Fabales, Fabaceae.
GCAUACCCUUCCUCAUCUCUCAUCAUCACAACUUGUUUGUUCCAUUAACAUCCUCCUUCUUUAUAUUACUUAGCUUGUUUUUUCUCCAGUCAUGGUACUUGCUGGUAAGCUCAGUACUGAAAUUGGGAUCAAAUCCCCAUCUGUCAAAUUCUUCAACCUCUUCGCAACGCAGCUUCACGAUGUUCAAAACCACUGCGAGAGAGUGGUUCAAACCAAGCUUCAUGAAGGUGACUGGCAUGGCGUAGGCGUUGGUUCUGUUAAACACUGGACUAAUGUUAUAGAUGGCAAGGCCAUAACAUUGGAGGAGCGUAUUGAAGCCAUUGAUGAAGAGAAGAAAACAAUCAAACACAGCAUCUAUGGUGGAGAUAUCAGUCCUCACUAUAAGACUUUUACGCUCAUCCUUCAAGUGAUUGAUAAGAAUGAUGGCGGUGAUGCUGUUGAUGUUGUUAAAUGGACUAUUGAAUAUGAGAAGCUCGAUGAGGAUAUUGAACCUCCUCAUGGCUGGAUGGAAUUCCUGAAUAAAGGCACUAGAGACAUUGAUGCUAAUCUUCUGAAGGCAUAAAGAGUUACAUGGAGAUCUUCUGAUGUAAUUUGGUCUCCAUAUAUAUAGUCCAUGUUCGUUUCCUUUGUUUGUAUGGAAUAAAGAUGCAUAUGCAUAUCUCAGUGAUGUAUGGAAGAAAAAUGUGUUGAAUUA